CAGAGGUGUGUGUGUGAGAGAGGGAAAGGGUCAGAUGCCAUACAUGUGGGAGGUGUGUGUGUGAGUGUGAGCUGCCAGAGAUGUGGGAGGUAUGUGUGAGAUAAAGUGUGAGAUGCCAGAGAUGGUGGCAGGUGUGUGUGAGAGACUGUGGGGUGUCAGGAUCACGUUGGUGAGUAUGCGAGGCUGCAGUCGGUGUGUCUGUCGUAGUGCAGGUGUCUGGGUGUGAGAGAGGGCACUGUGUACUGGGUGUGUGUGAGAUGGGUGCGGUGCAGCUACAGGGUGAGAGACCAGGGUGUGUGUGUGUGGUAGGAGAAAGAAAACCUCUGGCCCAGUUUGGCCACAUGGAGGCCACGUCCUCAGACGGACAGUUAAUACCCAUCCUAACUGCGGUUCAGCCUGCCCGGGAAAUGGAGUUUUCACUGGGGAGUCAAGAAUUUUCUGGGCGGCUCUAGUGAGGUCACAGGUCACGUGGGCCUUCAUCCCCGAAAGCAAGCCGAAGUGACCUGUGCACGACCCCUCACAUUCCUGCUAAAGGGAAGUUACUGUGCCCGAAACAGUCCUGUCCUUUCUUUCGCUGGCUUCUUGCCCCACCGCCUUUCUAGAAAAAUGAAUGUUUCGUGCAGCUCCUUGGAGCCCCUCUGCUUGCAGGGUGGGCGGCAGCCCUGUUCUGGAACUGACGAGUAGAGCCAAUUAGAUGUUUAAAUUUUCCUCAGUUGGAUUUUGUUCUUGAGCAGUUUUUAUGUGUGACAGAAAUCCCGACCACAGAUGACACUGAGAAUGUGCGUGCGUGUGUGUGUGUGUGUUUGUGAGUGUGAAGUGUGAGGGGCUAUUGUGUUUGUUUGUGUGACAGAGAGGAAAGCUGGAGACGUGCUUUUGUGUGAGACCAGAGCGAGCAGGACAGAGACCAUGGAGACUGCAGAUUGUCCCCCGAAGGCUUGCAGGUAUAGCCUCGGUUAGGCUGCGGAGUGUGCUCGCGUGAGCAAGACAGAGAGGAGGGCGCAUUGAGCCGUGGUAUGUGUAAGAGAGUAAGUUUGGGGGUGUGUGUGAUGUUUGUGUUUCACCCUGUGUGUUUGUGCACAGGCCUCCGAGACCAUGGUGAGUGUGACUGAGUGUGAUGUGGCUUCCUUUAGGUGCUUGGGAUGAUGUCCUCUGUGGUCAGGAGGUCGACAAGAUCUUAGGCCAGUGUUUGUGUGUCACACCGUGUGCUUGUAGCUGGCCCAGAGUGCCGGGUGUGUAUGGGGACACUACUUGGAAGACCGAUAGCACCAGCUUCUUGGUGUAUGUUGGUUUUCGGUGUUGUGUGUUGCUGAGGACACUGCUGUUCUCCAGGAGAGAAGUCAGCGAGGAAGGCUGGAAAUGACUGUUGAACUAGUUAAAGCCAUAUCCCAGGACUUGGUUACGUUCAAGGAUGUGGCAAUAGACUUUUCCCAGGAGGAGUGGGAAUGGCUGAACCCUGCUCAGAGGAAUUUGUACAAGAAUAUGAUGUUGGAGAACUAUCAGAACCUGGUAUCACUGGGUCUUUGCAUCUCUAAGCCAUAUGUGAUCUCCUUAUUGGAGCAAGGGAAAGAGCCUUGGGAGAUGAAGACAGAGAUGACAAGAAGCCCAUUCCCAGAUUCGGGAUCUAUAUAUGAGACACAAGAAUUAUUUCUGAAGCAGUUCAUGUAUGAUGAUGUGUUAAUGGAGAGAAUAACAGACUAUGGACUUGAGUGUUUUACUUACAGAGAAAAUUGGAAAUGUGAAAGUCUUUUUGAGAGGCAGUUGGUAAGUCAAGAUGCAUUUAUUGGGCAAAAAGUAACCACUUAUGAGAAAACCCUUACUAAGGAAAUAGAUCACAAUUAUAACAAGACUGGGAAAUUUGUCUAUCUAGGCAACGUAGAAGAAAAUGUUUAUAAUCACAAGUCAGAUAAGAAAAGCUUUUCCCAAAAUUCCAUGGUAGUGAAACACAAGAAAGUCUAUGCAGGAAAGAAACUUUUUAAGUGUCAUGAAUGUGAAAAAACCUUUACCCACAGCUCCUCCCUUACUGUUCAUCAGAGAAUUCAUACUGGUGAAAAACCAUAUGAAUGUAAAGAAUGUGGGAAAGCCUUCAACCAGAGUCAGCACCUUGUUCAACAUCACAGAAUACAUACUGGUGAGAAACUCUUUGAAUGUAAAGAAUGUAGGAAAGCCUUCAGCCAAAAUGUGCACCUUAUUCAACAUCAAAGAAUUCAUACUGGAGAAAAACCGUAUAAGUGUAUGGAAUGUAGAAAAGCCUUCAGCCAGCCUGCACACCUUGCUCAGCACCAGAGAAUUCAUACUGGGGAGAAGCCCUAUGAAUGUAAGGAAUGUGGGAAAGCCUUCAGUGAUGGCUCAUCCUUUGCCCGACAUCAGAGAUGUCACACUGACAAAAGACCCUAUGAAUGUAUUGAAUGUGAGAAAGCCUUCAGGCAGAACACAUCCCUUAUUCGUCACUGGAGGUAUUAUCAUACUGGAGAGAAACCUUUUGAUUGCAUCGAUUGUGGGAAAGCCUUCAGUGAUCACAUAGGCCUUAUUCAGCAUAGGAGAAUUCAUACUGGAGAGAAACCAUAUAAAUGUAAAGUGUGUGGGAAAACCUUCAGUUAUGGCUCAUCCCUUACUGUCCAUCAAAGAAUUCACACAGGAGAGAAGCCUUAUGAGUGCGUUGUCUGUGGGAAGGCCUUCAGCCAUCAUGCUUCACUCACACAACAUCAACGAGUGCAUUCUGGAGAGAAACCUUAUGAAUGCAAGGAAUGUGGGAAAGCCUUUAGACAGAGUAUACACCUUGCUAGUCAUUUGAGAAUUCAUACUGGCGAAAAACCCUAUGAAUGUAAAGAAUGUGGAAAAGCGUUUAGCAUCAGUUCACAGCUGGCUACUCAUCAGAGAAUUCAUACUGGAGAGAAACCUUAUGGAUGUAAGGAAUGUGGUAAAGCUUUCAACCAGAGGGCACACCUUGCCCAGCAUCAUAAAAUUCAUACAGGAGAGAAACCUUAUGAGUGUAACGAAUGUGGUAAAGCCUUCAGCCAGACUACCCGCCUUAUUCAACAUCAGAGAGUUCAUACUGGAGAGAAACCCUAUAAAUGUAGCGAAUGUGGAAAGGCUUUUAGCGAUAGCUCAUCCCGUUCUCAGCAUCGGAGACUCCAUACUGGCCAAAGGCCCUAUGGAUGUGUUGAAUGUGAGAAGGCAUUUAGAACAAAAUCAUCCCUUAUUUGUCAUCAAAGAUGUCAUACUGGGGAGAAACCUUAUGAAUGUAGUGUGUGUGGUAAAGCCUUUAGCCAUCGUCAGUCCCUUACUGUUCAUCAGAGAAUUCAUUCCGGAGAAAAACCAUAUGAAUGUCAGGAAUGUGGGAAAACCUUCAGCCAGAUUGGACACCUUAAUCUACAUAGAAGAAUUCAUACCGGAGAGAGAUCUUAUGAAUGUAAAGAAUGUGGAAAAGUCUUCAGACAAAGCGCGCACCUUAGUCAUCAUCAGAAAGUUCACUCUGCAGAGUCGUCUCAGGCCUCCAGCUCUUCCUCACCCCAUAUGUCACCAAGCCCCGUAGAUAUAUCUGCUAGAUAUUUUUGGAAUUCAUCCACUCCUUUCAAUUCUCAUUGUCCUACUCCCAAACACAGUCAUUUCUCCUGGACUGUUCCAAUAUAAAAACUGGUCCUACAUCCUGUGUUCUUCCCUUCAAGUUCGUUCUUCACACAACUGCCAUGGUGGUCUUUUAAACAUGUAAAUGUAAUUAAACUACUCUCUUAAAACCCUGGUUAGGAAAUUUAAACUAUUUGAUGCCUAUAAAGUGCUUAGCAUAGUGCCUGACCCAGACUAAGUGCUUGAUAAAUGUUAAGUCAGUGUCAUUCAGAGUCUGUUUAAAAAUUAUUUUUAAAGAGUGAACUCUGGAAAGCAGUAUAUCAGUACUGGGAGAGUAUAAUAAUUUUGGAACUGAAACUACAUCUUAAGGUGGAUAAUGAGGAUUAGCAUGUGUAGUAUUUUUAAAGUUUGACAUCAGAAUAACAUAGUGGCUUUCUUGUGAUUCCAAGGCUGUAUGUCUUUGUUGCUGCAGAAAUUGAGUGUGACCUGGUACAUAGAAUAUGUUUUAGGAAGUAUCUAAAGCUCUGGAUAAGACUGAAACAAAAGAAUUAGAAUUUAUUGGGAAGAAUAUAAGACUAUAGUUAAUUAAGGCAAAGAAAUAAAAAUUCCUUAUUAUUUAAAACUGAAGCAAUAGAGAACUGGAAUAGUUUACCCCUAUUUUAAGACACCUGGAUUUACAGAUUAAUUCUAAGCUUUCAAGGAACCACUAAUCACACUGUUGUAGAGUGUAAAGCAUAAAACUAAUUAAACAUAGUUAAAACAUAAUACUUUGUAGUAUUUGGAAUACUUCUUUCAUGAGGCUAAUUUAGUUCUGAUAUCAACCCCCCCAAAAUGAAAUGGUAGUUCUGUGUAGAAAGGAAAUUAUUAAUCUCUGCUGAAGAACAACAGAGGUUCUGAAUAAAUGGAGAGCCACACAUGUUUCUAGAUAGAAGUUUCAAUAUUGUAAAGAUGUCUACAUUCUCCUAAUUCCAGUCAUGAUAACUGUAGGAUAUUUUUACAUUGACAGUUUGGUCUGAAAAUCACGUGGAGUGUUAAGUGGGUAAGCAUAAUAGGAAAUUUUUGGAAAAGAUGAUAUGCCCAUGAAUUCAGUGUAUUGCAAAAGUAGUAUUUUUUUGUUUCUAUUUAUUUUUAAGUAAUCUCAAAAUCCAGUGUAGGGCUUGAAUUCACAUCCCCAAGAUCAAGAGUCAUAUGUUCCUCUGACUGAGCCAGCCAGGUGUUCCACAAAAGUGGUAUUUUUGAUAUAUCAGUGGGGGAGAUGGAUUACUUAAAUGGUGUUUGACAGUUAGUUAUCCACCUAGAAGUAAAAGCAGAGCUACAUUUUACUCCUUACAGAGAAGUUCCCUGAAUCUGGAUUAAAGAUGUAAUAGAAAACACAAAAUUCUAGAAGAGACUAUAGAAUAUUUGUAUCCCUUUGAGUUUGGGAAGACUUGGUGGACACAGUCUAGAAGCCAUGAAGAGAGUGACAGGAAGGAGCAUGUAGAAGAUUUAAACCUUUUGCAUGGUAUAAGGCACUAUUGCAAAGUUAAAAGGCACAUGAUAGGCAGGGAGAAAUUUUUAAAAUAUACAUAUUACAUACUUCUAAAAAGUGCUCUUGAAAAGCAGCAAGGAUAAGAUACAGUUUGAAAAUCACACCAACAAGCAACUCACAGUUACAGAAUAUGAAAUUGUCAAAUAAAAUAGAAGUUCCUAACUACAAUAAUGAUCCGAUAAAUUAAAAAUUUAAAAAGUCCUUGUCAUUAACAUAAAUCAGCACAAAUUUUAUGGAUAGUAUCUAGUACUGUUGCAGAUGUGAGAAAUAUAUUUUUGUACAUUGGGAAGAUAAAUCUUUUAAAAGCCAUUUUAGAAGCUAAUGUGUUACCUGUCAACAUUUUAAAUGUAAUCACUUUGCUGCAAUUCUAAAUCUCGGAGUUUAUCUUCUUGAAAAGCACAAGCGCAGAAAUAUAGAUGCGUAAGCACAUUUAUUAUAGAAAUGCAAGAAAUUUGGAGCAGCUUAAAUGUCUAGCACUAGUAAGCUAGUUAAUCAAUUAAAUUAUAGAAAAUUCAGUAGAUUACACACUCACUGAAAAGAAUGAGGUAGAUUUUCGUACUCACAGAAAGACAUAAUGUACUAACUGAUGGUGUAAUUUUCAUAAUGAUAAUAUGAUUGUAUGGUUAUACAUAUCAGAAAUUUAUAAAGUUAAAAUUAGGAAAAUACAAACAUAUCAGCUAUUUUGUUUUUGUCUACAAUACAAAUUGAAAAUAUGCACACAGAGAUACACAUAGACUUUUCCUCUGGGCUGCUCUGAUGUCGUUUGGUGAGGUUUUGUGUUGUCAGUUGUACCUGGUUCCCUUUAAUCCAAUCAGAAACUCUCUCCUCAGGACACAGGAGGAGGCUGUAAAUGAGUCCUCCUUUGUCCACAACUUAGGAUACUGCCAGCGCUUCUGCUGCUCUGCUCACUGCAGAAAACAGGUCUCUCAUUCUUCCCAAGUUGGGUCUUAUUAUUAUCUUGUGUCCACUUUAAAAUGAGAUUAAGUUUUUUUGCUGUCAACCAAAGAAACCUAACCAAUGCAGAGAUUGGUAUCCUUGAAGGGAUUUCAGGCAAAACAUCCUGAGAAAAGGUGGAUUAGUAUUAAAAUAAAAAAUGUGGUUAUUGGAUGAAACGGAGCAAAGGAUUAUAGGGUUCCUCUUCGUGUUUUGUGCCAUCCAAGUAGCAUGCUUUAAUAGCGACAGUAAAACAGCUAAUCAGCUGUGGUUGAGAUAAUUUUUAGACCAGUCAGAGAGACAAGAAAUGCCAGUCCAAGGGGUUUGUAUGAUGCUUGUUCAUAAUGGAAUUGGAAAAUAUAAAGCAAAAGCAAUAAUGACUUUUUAAAAUUUUUGCUUUAAAGCAUGGACUAGAACACCCAGCCAUUUUGGUAACAUGAUUAAAAGAAGCUCUGUAGCUCUGUGAUUGUUAAAUAUCAAAGAAUGAGCUACAAUGCCAAGUGAAUUCACAAUUUUGGCAGAUUUCUUAAGUAACUUGUUUGACAUUAAAGGACAUCUUUGAUAUCCUGGUUACUGGAAUGAGGAUUUGUGGCAGAAUUUGGGGAUUUUAAAACUCUUAAGCCCAUAAGAAAUCUUAAGAAACCAUGCCAACUAAUUAUCCUUUGUCUGAGAUAACUGGGAAUGAAGGUUAAAGGUUAGCCUCUUUCCCUUGUAGCUCACCAACACUAUGGCUUCUUUGAUUUAAAAAAGAAAGAAAGAAAAUCUGAUUCUAAAGUAGCCUAGAGGUUGAUAUAGGAGGUUAGGGAAGGGUUGAGAGACUCUGCCAAGUAUCAACAUUUAUAUCAGAUUCAAGAAAAUGGCUGCAAAAAUGGGUUUUCAUAGGGCUUGACCUCAGAUACUAGAUUAUAAAAUUUUGAACUGGGCUGAAUUUACACUAUACACACAGGGUAUUAGAUAUUUGAUGUGCUAAUCUGUGCAGUUUAUUGCUUUUCUCAUAAUUUUCUGGGUAGAUUCAUGCAAAUCUCAUAAGGCCAGACUGAAACUAAAUGAUGUUUAAAGCACAGAAAUGACCUUGCCUGAUAUACAGGAAGGAACCAGAAAAUUUGGGAUGCUGACCUUGCUUUCUCAUGUCUGAGUUUCUUGCUUGCCUUGUCAUUAGGCUUCCUGAGAGAGGGCCAAAAUGCCUUUCCUUGAACCUGUGCCAUGAAGAAAGCAACACUACCUUUAGAGAGUACUUUACUUGCCAGCCUUAGGAUGUUUGGCAUGCUGGGAAGGGGGGCUGCUCUUGGAAAGGGAUUUCUGAUCUCCAGCAAGGGUAGCUGCCCAGGGAAUGCUGAGCCCUAGCAGCAACUCUCCAGAAGCAAAGUUGAUUUUGUGGUGCACUUGGGCAGGCUCGUUCUGGCUUGUAAGAGUUGUUAUAUUUUUAGAGAUUUUUUGAACUGGUUACUAAAAGGUAUAUAUGUAUGUGUGUAUAGAAAUACAUACAUGUUUGUACUGGGUAAUAUGUAACCUGUAUGUAUUAUAUACAUAUGUUUAUAGGUUAUUGUCUAAAUUUUUACUAUAACCAAUAAGUUGUAUUAAACACAGACAAUAGUUUGGAAACUGAGUUUUGAGCAUUUGCUAUAUUUUAUUUAUGACUAACGUUUGCAGAGGGGAACAUACCACAUAAUUGUUGCUACUUUGCUUCUCUUCCCAACUCUGCAUUCGGUGACAACAUGUUAGCAACUUUGACUCAAAUAUGAUGGGAAUCUUUAACAGCAUGCACCACAAAUCAAGGCUGGUUGACUUUAAAAGUUGACAGUGAAAAUGUUAGUAAAUCAGGUUACUAACCUGUACGUUGUGUCAUGUCUGUACAUUGUGAAUUAUGCAAAAAGUAGAGGAAAUAUUCCUCUAGUACUCAAAAGCUAUUACUUAGCAAAGAGCUCAU
Molecule: messenger RNA, 7952 nt
Organism: Mustela erminea (ermine)
Lineage: Eukaryota; Metazoa; Chordata; Mammalia; Carnivora; Mustelidae
Product: zinc finger protein 471-like
Exons: 5
Coding region: 1357-3630 (757 amino acids)
Biological process (GO): regulation of DNA-templated transcription
Source: RefSeq, a predicted model, not a curated record